AUGGGAUGAUGUCUAUUGGUCCGUAACGAAAAACAUGUAUGGCCGUGAUACUACACGUGGCCUAGAUUCAUGAAAUACAUCUGUACAUACUUACAUAAUGUAUUUGUUUACUAUUUGCAAACAUGACAAACCGGAAAAAAGAAACAAAUAACAGUUUUAGAAAUGUAAGGCAACGUCUAGGAACACUUACUUUAAUUUUGAAUAUACUACAGCGAUUAUUGUCAUAUUUUAAGUUUUUCACAUAUAGUACUCAUGUCGGUCAUACAUCGCAGAUAAAUUACGCUCGGCCAUUAAACACAUUAUUCAUCUCCUUUAAGUUUUACGUCUUCAGAAUGGACACAUAUUAAACAAAUAUAUUACCGUUUCUGUAUUGCAUGAAUGUCUGGCUCGUAUAGAAUAUUUGUUGCUUGCAGCGCCAAGAGCUCAAUAGUGAUGGCCCAGAUUUGGAAUACUCGCCAUAAUCGCAUCAAUGUUAACAGGGAUUAUCAUGUAUAUAGUUGAUGUAAUUUCAAACAGAUAUUACGUGAUGCAUGGAAUACCUGCGGCUUUUGAGGAAACUCAUAAAUAUACUGUACAUAAUUAUAUUAAACCAUAUUAUUCCCAUCUUGGUACUUACUGUUUCGGUACUUUAAUUGGAGAUAUAUUAAGAAAGAAGAAACAGGUGACAUUUGGAAAGAUUACCCUUUUACUUUGUUGGACCGGAUGCAUAUUCUUAAUGACAUUAUCUAUUUUUGGAGUGCGUAAUUACAAGAAAAAUAUUACAGCAAACGAAAAUAUAAUCAUCGCCUUUCAGUGCGUUUCUCCAUUUGCUUGGACUGUAGGAUUUGCCUGGUUGACAGUGGCUUGUGUGACAGGUCACGGGGGAACCCUCAAUCGUUUGUUAUCUCUUCGUAUUUUUGUGGUGUUAAACAGUCUGUAUGUCUGGAUAUAUCUGCUUCACUUUUCAAUCAUCUUUUACGUUGGUGGCACUAUGAGAAAGGCUACUGGUGUCUUACAGUUUAAUUUGUGGAUGUUACAUUCGUUUGUUAUGUUCUUGUCACUUAUUGCUGCUCUGUUCUUCUUUGUAUUCUUCGAAUCCCCAUUGAGCAGUCUUCUGUCCAACGUGCUAAGAAAUAGAACAUCGCAAGAAACAGUAACUUCAAAUCAAAACAUUAAAGAAAUAAAGACAGACAAGAAUUCAAAAAUUGUUGUUGUGUCAUGAACAUUGCAAAUUAUGUUGACAUUACAUAUGUUGAUAAUGUAAGACUCUGUUAAUUAAAUAACUUUAAGUAUAUUUAGUAUGAUUUAUUAUGAUAAUGUCACUUGUCUUGCUAGCGGCAUAAGGUUCUGAUUGACCUUUAUUGAUGCUUUCAUAUACUUAUAUGAUUUCUUUUUUUUUACCUGUCUAUACUACUUACACAUAUGUAAUCUUUUUAUAAUUUUUCUGUCUGUUAUGUUUUUUAAUAUACACAGAGACUGUAACUAAAACUCAAAGUUAAUCUCCAACGGGCGAAUUAUAUCUUAGGGCUCUACAUUUAUAGAAGUUAAAUAUUGUUUAUUUUUGUUUAUUCUGAAAUAGUGUCUUCUUUAGUUUGUUUUAUCUGUCACAACAAAGGAAAACCUUGUAAAUUCGGGCAUCAGAAGUGUGAGCUAAGUGUCGUUCAGUAUUAUGCCAAAAACGUUUGUGUACAAAUUUUUAACUGUUAAUGUAUGUAAUUUUUUGGCAAGAUAUA
Molecule: messenger RNA, 1712 nt
Organism: Centruroides sculpturatus (bark scorpion)
Lineage: Eukaryota; Metazoa; Arthropoda; Arachnida; Scorpiones; Buthidae
Product: nose resistant to fluoxetine protein 6-like
Exons: 6
Coding region: 470-1201 (243 amino acids)
Molecular function (GO): acyltransferase activity, transferring groups other than amino-acyl groups
Source: RefSeq, a predicted model, not a curated record